Messenger RNA from Metarhizium brunneum ARSEF 3297, 1353 nucleotides. NCBI's taxonomy places the organism in Eukaryota, Fungi, Ascomycota, Sordariomycetes, Hypocreales, Clavicipitaceae. The record is from RefSeq and is a predicted model, not a curated record.
AUGAGUGGUCUCGCUACUAAGCAACAGUCGCUCAAGUUAUUUGAGAAGCUCAAGUCGAAGCCUGCGAAUAAGAUAUGCUUUGACUGCGGCCAAAAGAACCCGACCUGGACUUCAGUGCCCUUCGGUAUCUAUCUGUGUCUGGACUGCUCGUCCAACCACCGAAACCUAGGCGUUCAUAUCUCCUUUGUACGAUCGACCAACUUGGACCAAUGGCAAUGGGACCAGUUGCGUUUGAUGAAGGUGGGUGGCAAUGAAUCAGCCACCAAGUUCUUCCAGCAAAACGGAGGAACUGCGGCAUUGAACAGCAAAGACCCCAAGACGAAAUACCAGUCCAAUGCGGCCACAAAGUAUAAAGAUGAGCUUAAGAGACGGGCUGCUCGCGAUGCUAAAGAAUACCCCGGCGAAGUUGUCAUGACCGACGGCGCCGACGAUGGCUCCUCAACUCCUGCAGGAGAGCCUGACGACGAUUUUUUCUCUUCGUGGGAUAAGCCCGCCAUCAAGCGACCUACGCCGCCCCUCUCGCGAACGGCGACCCCUCCCGUCGUUGGCCGAACUCCCUCACCGUUCUUGAACGCUGGCAAUGGCAAUGGAAAGGACACUCCUCGACCAGCGUCAUCUCUCGCCAAGUCCGACUCUACCGGUGAAUCAAAGCCUGCCGCCAGCCGCCUUACUACGUCCGCUGCCCUCCGCAAGACUACGACCGCAGGCGGUCCCAAGAAGCUCAAUGUGCUUGGGGCUAAGAAGACCCAAAAACUUGGCGCAAAAAAAGUCGCCGGUGACUCCAUUGACUUUGAUGAAGCCGAGAAAAAGGCAAAGGAGGAGGCCGAGAGAAUUGCUAAGCUAGGGUACGACCCGGAAGCCGAGGACGAGCCUACUAAAGAUGCUCCGGGGGCCGCUACCAUUCUGUCACCUACUCCUGUGAGCCCUCCCAGAUCCGGCACCAGCUCUCAUACUCGUCAAAAGUCGAACGCCGAAGUCGAAAGACUGGGAAUGGGUGUUGCACGUCUGGGAUUUGAUGACUCGAACAGCUACGCACGAAACAAGUUUGGCGCUCAGAAGGGCAUUUCGUCCGAUGAAUACUUCGGCAAGGGAUCGUUCGAUCCCAAUGCCCAGGCAGAAGCCAAGUCUCGUCUGCAAGGAUUCGAGGGUGCAUCCGCCAUCUCCUCCAACGCCUACUUUGGACGACCUGAGGAAGAUAUCGAGGAAGAGUAUGGCGAUUUGGAAUCAGCCGCCAAAGAUUUCGUUCGCAAAUUCGGCAUCACCGCUAGUGACGACCUGGAAAAUCUUACAAACGUCCUUGGCGAAGGAGCUACCCGCCUGCAGGGCGCUAUUCGCAACUACCUCGGUAGUUGA